AUGUCAUCCAAACGUCAAAGAAAUAACAGCCACAGGCUAUCAAGUUAUUAUUUAAUUGAAACUUCACCUGCAUUGAUAAAUAUUUCAAUCAUGGGUCGCAAAUUUGUUGUUGGAGGUAACUGGAAGAUGAACGGUGACAAGAAUCAGAUAAAUGAAAUUGUGAACAACUUAAAGAAAGGACCUCUUGAUCCUAAUGCUGAGGUUGUAGUUGGUGUGCCAGCCAUCUACCUUGCUUAUGUCAAAAGCAUUAUUCCCGGUAAUAUUGGAGUUGCAGCUCAAAAUUGCUGGAAGGCUCCCAAAGGAGCGUUCACAGGUGAAAUUUCCCCUGCAAUGAUCAAAGAUAUUGGGGCUGACUGGGUCAUCCUUGGUCACUCUGAAAGGAGGACCAUUUUUGGUGAAAAAGAUGAAUUAGUUGCUGAAAAGGUUGCUCAUGCGCUUGAAUCAGGCCUGAAGGUAAUUGCCUGUAUUGGUGAAACUUUAGAAGAGAGAGAGGCUGGCAAGACUGAAGAAGUUGUGUUUAGACAGACUAAAGCCCUAUUGCCAGCUAUUGGCAACAACUGGGCCAAUGUUGUGUUGGCAUAUGAGCCUGUGUGGGCUAUUGGUACUGGCAAAACAGCUACACCACAGCAGGCCCAAGACGUCCACGCAUCUCUGCGUAACUGGCUGUCAAGCAAUGCGUCCCCUGACAUCGCUGAAACUGUUCGCAUUCAAUAUGGCGGCUCGGUAACUGCAGCCAAUGCUAAGGAGCUUGCUUCCUGUAAAGACAUUGAUGGUUUCCUCGUUGGCGGAGCAAGUCUGAAGCCAGAGUUUAUUGAUAUUGUCAAUGCCACUCAG
Molecule: messenger RNA, 834 nt
Organism: Brenthis ino (lesser marbled fritillary)
Lineage: Eukaryota; Metazoa; Arthropoda; Insecta; Lepidoptera; Nymphalidae
Source: the annotation of a GenBank genome assembly